This is a messenger RNA of Prunus armeniaca (apricot), 642 nucleotides long. NCBI's taxonomy places the organism in Eukaryota, Viridiplantae, Streptophyta, Magnoliopsida, Rosales, Rosaceae. The record is from the annotation of a GenBank genome assembly.
AUGGAGGAAUGGUCUAUGAAGAGAGAAGGGGGAAUGGAUUUCAAGGUGGGCAAAGUUGUUUCUGAGUGGCUCAAGGCUUGUCCUAAUUCCAUCUCCAAAAGGACUCAAGUGCAGGUUAUGUUGGCUUGGGAGCCCCCUAUGAAUGGUGUGUUCAAGUUAAAUGUUGAUGGUUCUCGCAAGGGUGGUAUUGGUUGUAUUGGUGCUGGUGGUAUCAUCCGUGAUUCCUUUGGGGACUGGAUGGGUGGGUUUGCUGUCAACUUGGGUAUUGGGCAAACUCUGGAUGCUGAGCUCUGGGGGUUAUUCUUUGGUUUGAAGCUUGCUGUGGCUAAAGGGGUGGCUAGGCUUUCUAUUGAAAUGGAUUCUAUGACUGCUGUUCAGCUUAUCAAGCAGCAUGUUCCUAGUUGUCAUCAUCCUUGUGCUGGGGUGAUUGCAAGUUGUGUUGCUUUGAUGAGGAAGUUCGAGUCUGUUGAGCUUACUCAUGUUUAUAGGGAAAGGAAUGCUGCUGCAGAUUGCUUGGCUAAUUGGAGUCUGAAUAUGGAUAUGGGGGUCUGCUAUUUUGAGGAUGCUCCAAUUUGGAUUAGCUCUAUUUUGAUUGAUGAUAUGUUGGGGGCUGUGAAGCCUCGGAUGUUUAGUUUUAGCUAA